CAUAAAGUAGGAGGACAGCUAGUACUUCAGGUAGGUAAGUUAACGUUAGCCCGCUAGCUAGCCAGUAACGAAUCUAUCUAGCUAGCUAACUAACUCUUAAAAUAGCCUACUAUGAGCAGGCAAUGCUGAAUUUGCCUUAAAUUAAUCCUGUCAUGAAAGUGGCAGUAACAACAGUUCUCCCACUGCCUGAGGAUUUCAAUAAAAUUACAGAGCUCAAGGGUAAAAACAACAUAUUGGAGAUCAAGUUGGAUGAGACCAACAGAGUUCUGAAAUUUUCUCAGACCAAAGAGAAGUGCUUGAUUGAGGAGAGAGAUGGGAUGUUGGGGACAGUGAAUGGACUCCAGCAGACUCUACUGCAGCAGUGUGACCUCAGAGUGGAGAAUGAAAAGUUGAAAAGCACUGUGUCAGAUCUGAAAAGGCAGAGUGAUAGGACAGUAGAGGAGCGGGAAGCUGAGAUUCAGAGGCUGGUGGCAGAGAUGAGAGCUGUGGGAGAGAGACAUCAGAAGGAGUUGGAGUCUCUGAGAGAGCAGUGCAGGAGAGGGGUGGAGGGCACUCACAGAGAAACACAGAGCAAACUUGAGGCGAAAGAUGCAGAACUGAAAGAGGCCCUGGAGAGAAAGGAGUCAGAUAUGGCAGAGAUGAGAAGGAGACUGAGGGACCAGGAGAGAGAGAGGCAAAGUGAAAUAUUAAAGUUACAAAUGGAGUUUGGUGCUAAGCUUGCCAGGGUGCAGAGUACCACACAGAGGAUCCAGCAGCAGCCCCAGGGUUCAGGUCUUUUACCUCAGAACAUCUUCAAACGGAAGUUCCAGUUCCUUCAGGAGGAGAAGAACAGAGAGGUUGAGGCCCUGCGCCAGAGAAUCAAGGAAUUGGAGAAGCAGCACGCCAGCGGAUUCAGUGACUCCCGUCUAAAGAGAAAGAAGAUUUAGCAUAUUUAAAAUAUGCAGGAGUGAAAUUCAUCUACAGUAGUGCCUUUGUAUUAUUUUUGGUAUAGUGUUCCUGGUGUUUGCUUGACUGCAGUCAUGUUGGUUUGUGAAAAUGUAAUGAAGAUAUUUUCAUGACAACAGUUUUGUGAGGGAUAAUUGUUUUACUCACUUUGUCUUCUACCUAUAUUUGAAAGUGAAUUUGGAAUUUGAAUUUCAUUUCACAUAGAAUGAGGAUUAAGUGAAUGAACAAUUCUCAUAAAUCUGUGCAUUACAACAAGCAACAAUUUAAUCAAAUAAUAGUUCUUUGCUGCAGAAUAGUUUUUUCACUGCUGAAUUCUGCAGUCUACAUUUCCAACCCUAUGCUCCUUCUGGUGAUGUAUGGAGAACCGGCAUGUGUGUUUUAACAUGGGUCCUCUACACAUGUAAACAGCCUGUGUCUAUUCAAGACCUUAAUCCAAUAAGCAUAGAUGAAUGUCUGGCCGCCCCAUGUACCAGUCAUCCCCAGAGAGCGAGAGGAAACAAACUGUUCCUUUACUUAAGAUACCUUCCCACAGGGGGCCAGUAGGAAAAUAAAUAAUGAAAUGAAAUGUAUGCAUUCACUACUGUAAGUCGCUCUGGAUAAGAGCGUCUGCUAAAUGACUAAAAUGUACUAAAAAAAAAUGGUAGACUGACCCAUUUAAACAAUUAAGACGUGUUCCGCCCAGGCAAUAUCAAUUAAUGUGUCUUUAUUGACCUCAUUCAUUUGGAUCUCAAACAGUAGUUGGGUCAUUCUACGAAAUGAGGGCUUUUUCAUAGUUUAAAUAGAAAUUGUGCACCAAUAUUGAAUUUUAAAUGCCUGUUAUAUUAAUUGAAGUAACCUUUAAUAUAGACCACAUGGAGAAUUCCCAUUUUUUUAUAUGAAUAAAGACUUGCACCCUC
This is a messenger RNA of Salmo salar (Atlantic salmon), 1841 nucleotides long. The record is from RefSeq and is a predicted model, not a curated record. NCBI's taxonomy places the organism in Eukaryota, Metazoa, Chordata, Actinopteri, Salmoniformes, Salmonidae.